GAGAAAAAGAGAGAGAGAAGAACAAGAGGAAACAGAAGCUAGCCAAGCCCAGCCAUGGCUGCUUUACUUCCUUCCUUUCUCUCAUGACCAAAUUUCCCUUUCUUCCAGCUUUCUGCAAUUUUCAGCGCCUCAAGCAACUAACUGAAUCACGCGAACGGCGUCUAUCGCCGGCCGGCGUUCGUUGCCGAUCGCUGCUUACAAUUUCACUCUUCAGAAUCGUUGUUUUCUCUCCUCUGUUUUUGUUUCUUCGGCGGAGUGUUUGGAUUCUGUGAUUCUGUAUGUGUUUGCUAUGGGAGACACGGAGAGCUGCAGCAGCAGAGCUGUUGAUUUCGUGCCGGCGGUGAGCAGGAACCAGAGGCAGAAAGUUGCGGUCUACAAUGAAGUCCUCCGCCGGCUUACGAACUCCAAUGACGAGGAAUCCGGCCUUCCAGGCUUCGAAGACGAGCUCUGGAAUCAUUUCCUCCGUCUUCCCACUAGAUACGCGCUGGAAGUGAACGCGGAGAGGGCGCAGGACGUGCUUAUGCACAAGAGAUUACUGCAGAUGGCUCAUGAUCCGGCUACUAGGCCGGCAAUUGAAGUCCGGCUGGUACAGGUUUAUUCUGCAUCCCAUGGAAACUCCGGUGACUCUGCUCAUGCUGACUUUCCCAAGAAAAAGCAACCUCAAUCUUCUGAUCGACCCUUGAAGCAGAGGCAUGGGCUAUUCGUAUUCUGCUAGCUAUUUGAUUUGCUCUAAUGGGUAAUUUUGCCGACUCAUUUGCCUCUUUGUAUUAUCCCAGCCUCCAUCCACCACCUGCCUUUGGUUCAUUGCCAGACCUAGAACUUGCAUAUGAAGCUCAAGAUAAGGAUACCGGCAGUGUAAUUUACUCUCGGCUUAUGCAUGAAAUCACAAUUUCCACGAAUGAUAAGCCAAAGCUUCUGAGUCAGUUAACUUCCUUACUCUCUGAGCUUGACCUAAAUAUACAAGAAGCACAUGCUUUUUCCACCACAGAUGGGUACUCAUUAGAUGUGUUUGUUGUUGACAAUUGGAGCUCUGAGGAGACUUAUAAACUAAGAGUCGUGCUGGAAAAUGAAAUUCCGAAGAUUGAGCAAGACCAAACAGGAACGAAUCCCAGAUCUUCUGAAAUGAGCAUCCCAACUGUGCCAAUUGAUGUUUGGGAAAUUGAUGCAAGAUUACUGAAGUAUGAGUACAAAGUUGCAUCUGGACCCUAUGGAGACACGUAUAAAGGCACCUUCUGUAGUCAAGAUGUGGCUAUCAAGCAUUUCAGGGCAGAGCACCUAUGCAAAAAACUUCAAAAGGAAUUCGCUCAAGAAGUCUUUAUUAUGAGGAAAGUCCGGCACAAGAAUGUUGUUCAGUUCAUCGGUGCAUGUACCAGGAGGCCAAACCUAUGUAUUGUGACAGAAUUUAUGUCUGGUGGAAGCAUGUACGACCAUCUGCAUAAAAGGAAGGAAUGUUUUAAUCUUCAGUCCUUACUCAGAGUAGCAGUUGAUGUAUCCAGAGGAAUGAACUACUUGCACAGAAAUAACAUAAUCCACAGAGACCUGAAAGCUGCCAAUCUUCUAAUGGAUGAAAACGGAGUUGUCAAGGUUGCUGAUUUUGGUGUUGCCAGAGUGCAAGAUCGUUCAGGAGUAAUGACUGCAGAAACUGGAACGUACCGUUGGAUGGCUCCGGAGGUUAUUGAACACAAACCAUACAAUCACAAAGCUGAUGUUUUCAGCUUCGGCGUUAUGCUGUGGGAACUACUCACAGGAAAGGUCCCUUACGACAACUUGACCCCAUUGCAAGCUGCAGUUGGCGUAGUACAGCAGGGGCUGAGACCAUCCAUCCCAAAGAACACCCAUCCCAAAUUGGUGGAACUUCUUGACAGAUGCUGGGACAGAGACCCAUGUUUGAGGCCUGAAUUCUCUGAAAUUUUGGAACUUCUACAGAACUUACAGGGGAUGGUCACGGAGGAAGGAGAAGACAGGGUGAAACACAAGGUAUCUAGGAAAGUAGUAGCUGCAACGGGCUGAGAAAGGGAGUUUGAGGUUGCAAGAAGUGAGAAAACUUUGUACAUAACGUUUGUUGUAGUAAAAUCUCACCCUUGAGAAACAAUUGAUUUAUGUGUUUACAUUUUUGUUUGUUCUAAGUUAGUAACCAGUUUUCUCUUUCAACAACUUGUACUAAUGUUUAACUGUUGUUCAGCUUAUGAGAGUGGUAUGCACGAUCUCGCGCUGGAAAUAAUUGUAAACUUGCUAACUCCAUGUAUUCCGAGGAAAUAUACAGCUCGAAGUUAGCAAGAGCGGAAACUUAAUUGUUCAUUUUUUGUUUUGUAACACUUUUGCUUGCACCCAAGACUCAGGUCCCCUUCAAGAACACUUCUCGAGGCAUGAUGAUGAGGCUGGAAGCUGUAACAGAUGUAUUCCACACCGGAAAAAGAAAACCAUUAACCUUCAACUCAAGAGCAUUUCCUCCAAUGGAGAGAUUGAGAAAGCCUUGAAGUCUUGCUGUUCUCGUGCCAAACUGAAGCAGCAACAUGAAGAAAAAGAAGCCCUCUUGAAUCACAGCUGUGGCCAGGAAGAGCAGUUAGUUGUAUGGUAUUCAUAAUUGCACUCCAUGCACAGAAACAAUGGGGCUGCUGCUGCUGCUGCUGCAAACCCCAGCAAAGCAAAAGGUAUCCUUCGCCGAAAUUGCAGAGGAAGCCAUGUGGUGCAUAGCAGAUAAAGACAGCCAACCGUCCCACGAUGAUGUAUCCUUUCGUCGUAACCCAUGGAGGUCACUCAUGAUCAGAACCAAGUCCAGACUAAUCGAAGAUGAAGACUACAGUAUGAUCAACUCCAACGACAUCAGAUCUCCAGAAGGAGACUGCGGCAAAGAAGAAGACGAGGAUAACCAUGAAGAUGUCUCACACAACAACCACCUUAAAACCAGUAUUUUCGCAAUGCUCAUGUGGCAGCUGCCUCAUCUCAUCUCUCUUAGCCUUACCUUCCACACGCGGCAUACCUUCCAUGAGAAAACAAACUCUUUGUCUUUGCGACCUUCCUUUAUGGAAAUGGAAGUUCAUGGCUUUGACACUCCUGGGUGGGAACUUGCUCUCUGGUUGGUUGAUCAGGUUCAUUGUAUACUCUGGAUGAGCAUGUGCUUGACUCGGAUGUGAAAGGUGAUGAGCCAUCCUUGCAUACAAGGACUGUGUGCCAACUGCCAAGCAACGGAAGUAGCCAAGAUCUUCACCAAUGUGGCUGCCCCAGGAUCCCAGUAAGCUCUUGCAAUAGUAUUGGUGGGGUGC
Molecule: messenger RNA, 3263 nt
Organism: Linum tenue
Lineage: Eukaryota; Viridiplantae; Streptophyta; Magnoliopsida; Malpighiales; Linaceae
Source: the annotation of a GenBank genome assembly